AUGGUCAUUUUGAUGUUAGGACCGAGAAAAAUCGAUGUUCAAACUUCAUCGGAUUUUGUCUGUGGUGCUUGUUGGGAAGAUAAAAGAAGAAAAAAAAAUUUAAAAAUCAACGAUGAUCAUUGCAAUGAGAACGCGGCAUUAAAUUUCAAUCAACUUUCAAUAAGACAAAUAGACGGAAUAUGA
Messenger RNA from Clunio marinus, 183 nucleotides. The record is from the annotation of a GenBank genome assembly. NCBI's taxonomy places the organism in Eukaryota, Metazoa, Arthropoda, Insecta, Diptera, Chironomidae.